Messenger RNA from Salvelinus sp. IW2-2015, 5309 nucleotides. NCBI's taxonomy places the organism in Eukaryota, Metazoa, Chordata, Actinopteri, Salmoniformes, Salmonidae. The record is from RefSeq and is a predicted model, not a curated record.
AGUGGGAGAAGGCCAGACAGGCACUGGCCUCCAUCAGCAAGACCCAGAGCGCCACCAAGACCGCUCAGGCCAACCGGACCACAGCACAGGCUGGUCAGUUUAAGCCUGCAGUAACUGAGUCCACAGCCAUACAGCAGCAGUACUACCAACAGUGUACCAACAGAACCAGCAGCAGCCGUAUCCUGGGUACACCUACCCCUACAAUUACUACUACCCCAUGGCGCCGGGCCCCACUGAAGGCCAAGCAGUCUCGCUGGGAGGCUGUACCCACCCAGAGGACUCUGGAGAGUUCUGUGGGUCGUGGUGGGGUUACAGGUGGGGCUACGCGUGGCAGGGGUGGUGGGGCCAGGGUGGGGCACUACAGGAACGUCUUCUCCCAGAGAAGCCCCUCAUCCAGCUCCUCAGGCUCCUCCUCUCGCUCCCCCUCUCCCUCCCACAGCCGACACAGGGACCGCAAUGGCCAGAGACAUAGGCGCAGUGACUCUGAGUCCCAGUCGGACAGCAGCAUGUCCAGUGACCUCCGAACCCAGCUUCCCCGGCGCAAUCAGAAAGGAGGGCGUGGCCGUGGGGGCGACAGGGACCGAGGCAGAGGGGGUGGAGAGAGGGGACGAGGAAGGGGCGGAAGAGGCAACAGAGGACGGAGAAACAUGGAUGACGCUAACUCCACCGUCCUGGGCAAGAAGAGGAAAGGUGGGAACGCCGGCCUGGACUUCCACGACCCCCACCGGGAGGCCAAGAAACAAAGCCGAGCGGCACGCUUCCACAACACCAAGAUGCGCUCAGAGCCCCUGGUGCUGUCCAUCAACAACCUGGAGCUGCCCAAGGAGGACCUGAGCUGGGACGACUGCCCCAUCGUGGGCACCUGCCAAGAGAUCACCAAGAUCUACCUGAGACUCACCUGUGCCCCCGACCCUGCCACCGUGCGUCCCGUAUCUGUGCUGAGGAAGUCUCUGUUGGCUGUGAAGGCCCACUGGAAGACCCGUCAGGACUACCCCUACGCCUGUGAACAGAUGAAGUCCAUACGACAAGACCUCACAGUCCAAGGAGUUCGUACAGAGUUCACAGUGGAAGUAUACGAGUGCCAUGCACGCAUCGCUCUGGAAAAGGGCGACCACGCAGAGUUCAACCAGUGCCAGAUGCAGCUGAAGGCCCUGUAUAAGGACAACCCGUCAGAGAACAUAGGGGAGUUCACUGCUUACAGACUACUCUACUAUAUCUUCACUAAAAACUCUGGAGACAUCACGACUGAGCUGGUGUACCUGACUGCGGCGCUGCGGGCGGAUGAGUGUGUGUCCCACGCUCUCUCCCUCCGCGCCGCCUGGGCUCUGGGAAACUUCCACCGGUUUUUCCAGCUCUACCGGAGAGCCCCACGCAUGGCAUCCUACCUCAUAGACAAGUUUGUAGAGAGGGAGAGGAUGAUCGCUCUCAGGGCCUUAUUCAAAACAUUCAGACCAGACUUGCCGGUGGAGUAUGUGCAGUCCAGUCUGGGRUUCCUUUGUUUAGACUCUUGCAUGGCCUUCCUCACAGGCCUGGGGGUCACCUUCUUCCCCUCUGACCCCAGCAAGAUAGACUGCAAAACCAGCUCAGCCUGUCUGGCAGCCUCCUGAGGGGGUGGGCGGUUUACCGGGGAGGGGGGAAAGCACAGUAAAGGGAGAUACUGAGAUAUAGACAGGGUCAGGAAUGUACCCUACAGUUAUACUGCACUACACUUCAGGAGGGAGACAAGUGGUUAGACUGAAACUACAAUUUAGUCCUGUAGAAAGAGGGAGAUAUGCACAAAGGCGCACUAAAUCACUUAAGGCUGAAAUUCAGUGAGGAUCCCACCCACAGAUGCACUGUACUCACAGAUAUGGACUGUAUAACAAGAGUGGGGGAGAUUAUCUGCAUACAUGCUGCACAUCAAAUACAUUUAGAAUAGCUUAGCCCCACACAUCUCUGAUCAGCUCAAGAUAUUAAUUAUACCUUCGACUUAGAACGUUUUUAUGACGAACAGAUGAUGUUAGGCAUUAGUUCAAGUUAAGACCUGAAGAUCAAGCGCCAACUCACACAGAUCAGGGAAGAGCGUAGCCUCAAGGUCUCCCAUCCACUAUCGCUCUCAGAAGUUUUAAGCUAACAGUGUUCUGUUAUGUUUUUCCUUCCCUCAAGUCAACAGCCUCAAACUCAUGCGAAGACAAGCCUUGAGAACCCAAGAGAGAGAUGGAAACGAAAUGAGCUAAAGUCAUCCCUCAAGCCCUCAUCCAGCAGGCUGCUCAUCCACUCCCAAACCAAACCAUCAACCAGAGAAGAGGUUUGUCUGUUCAGGUGUUCAGCUCUAGAGACUGUGCUAGCCCUUUGCUGCUUUCAGGAAGCCUUCGUGAUCCAGCGUCCAAUCCGGGAGAGGAGGAGAUGGUGGUUUGUAUGUCCUGCCCCCCCCUCCCCCAAGCUGUCUACGAUUGGCAAUCAGGUGGGGAAAGUUACCCCCACUUCCUGUUCCUGCCUAGCCCUGCACACUUGUCACCCCUGAAAGGUAUUGACUGAGAAAUCUGAAGGUUCUGAUUGGCUCCUUGCCCAGGUUGGCCACAUCCAUCCUUACCCCACAGUUGUCUGCUACCCACAAUCACCUGCUUCACCAUUCAACAGUCGUCACCCAGAGUUCACCAAAGUUUGACCACAAAGUUUACAUCCCAGUUAUAUCUGCUCUCUAAUAUAGUAGAUCUCCAAGCCUGGCGUCCAGUCCCUUCUGGUAGGCAUUGACUUAUAAAGUGUGAUGGUGGAUACAGUCCCCUAAUCUUUACCAAGAAUGGCCUCUGCAAUCCCUCUGUAUGUGUCCAGGAGGCAGGAUAUCCACCUAUAGUCCAUCUAUCCCCUGAGAGCAGACAAGGAGGCAGUCUCCCACCCCUUAAGAGUACCAAAUAACCAAGUUGAGGCUCUGAGCGAGCCUGUGGUGUUUCCUGAGUUAGCCGAUCAACAGCCCCCUCAGCAGCAUGGAAUAGCAGUCGUCAAGCACUCCCACCACACAGGAAGAAGUCAGCUCCAUCAAGAUGGUGCAAAGUCUCCACCUUCAAAUAUGGUGGCUGGAUCAGUUCUGCCAUACGGAGAUGAGAUCGCUGUCUGUGCAGAUGGCGGCAACGUCUGGGUUUGUAUGCUCCACACUCCGUUCAAUAAGGCUGAGUAUGUAUGUAUGUAUGGCUGGUAAGAAAAAGGACUCUUGGUGUGCUGGAAGGAGGUGGAUGACAGCACAGCAAAGACCACCUGGUAUUCACUAUUGGCUCAUUCACAAACACUAACCAUUGGUUUGGGUUAAGGUAUAUGAUAUCAAGUCUAUGGUAAUUGCUUAAAUUCCAUCCACGUGAUGAUAGUGUGUCUGAAAUUGUGAUAUAAAAUGAAGGGUGCCAGUAUUAACCCUUGGGGAACACCCCUAAUUUGCAAGACAAUGGUGAAGCCAAACUGUCAAAUUAUGCAGGUGCAGAUAGAUACCUUUUAAACCUGAAUUUGUGUAACUCCUCAAUUGAAAAUUGCCAUUCUGCCACAAAACAUUAAUUUAGGACAUUAAUGUUGACGGCUAAAGCAUACAAGACUCUGCUUAUCAAAUGUUUGUAAUCAAAUAAUCUGCUUAUAUAUUUAACGAUAAGAAAUCACCAUGUGAUAUUUUUAAAACCCCAUUGCAGACAUUUUGGUUUUCAGUAAAGGCAGGUGAGAGUGAAGGAUUGUAGAGAAGUUAUUUUGGGGUCCUAUCCAGCAGUUAUACAUUAGGCUACAUCCCUGUGUAUACUCUUGAUAAGAUCUGAUGCGAGGAGACUAGUGUGGAGAGUUAAUUGUAAAUCAACAUAAUUGGCAAUACAUAAAUAGAACCUAGAAAUGGAACAUGAGUUUGUGAUAUCAGUUGAUCUAAUAUCAGCAUAUUGUUGUUUUCAGGCAUGACCUUGAAGAGUAUUAACUUGAUUCACAUCAAAGAUUGAGGUAUUUUAGUGAGUUCAGUGCCAUUGCGGAGAUAUCAAAUUUAUUUGUCACAUGCGCUGAAUACAACAGGUUCAGACUGAAAUGCUUACCUACGAGCCCUUUCCCAACAAUGCAGAGUUAAAAAGUAAGACAAAUUAUAUAAAUAAAAGGGAUUUGGUAAGACAAAAAAAACUAACGAGGCUAUAUACAAGAUAGGACUCUACUUUCAGGAUGAACAGAAGUCUGUGCUGUAACAAAUGUCUUGUGUGCUCAUCCAUAGAGUAGAUGUGUCAGUAUCUAAUGUACAUGGUUGUGGAUUCAGUUGGCCUUUUUUCUUCUCAGUAACUAUUCAUUGGUCAUUUUGAUAUGUUUUAUGUUUACCAGGGCAAGUGUAAUUUUGACAGAAACGUAUAUGGUGAAUGAGAAGCUGAAGCAUUUUAGAUAUGGGUAAUAAACACUUAAUUCUUUAAGACAAUUGAUGUGAAUAUGUAAAUUAUAAUUACAAAUCUAAAAAGUUGGAUGAUUUGGAAUACAUUGCCUGUUUUUGAUAUUGCUGUGGAUUUAAAUGGGGAAUUGAUAGUAACUGCUUUUUUGUAGUGCAAACACUGGCGUGAUUUCUACCCUAUAUUUUUGACCGCUUAUUCAAUAAGUGUGCAGGACAGAAGGUUUAUAUUUUGGGCUUUUACGGGGAUUGAAAAUGGGAUAUUUGCUGUAUAAACCAAAUAUUUUUCUUGCCAAAUUUCCCUUAGAUAUGCACACUUGGUUGACCACUUUAAUUUCUUAGUCAUUUUUUAAAAUGCUCAUCUUCUGUAAACCCAUUUUUCUUUUUAGAUUUUAUUUAAUGCAUUUCUGUCAUCUCAACCUUUCUGGCUAUCUGUACUCAUGAACCCCUUAGAGCAGUGGUAUUCAAAGUCAGCAUCGUGACCCCAUGAGGGAAAUGCGAAAACAUUCAUAGGUCAUAAUGUAUGGGACAAUAUAGAAACAUUUUUGAGAAAAAUUAUUUGAAAAAUCCAUUUUUAUUGAGUAAAUGUAUUUAUUGGUUUAUUUUCAUUUCGAUGAGAUGAACAUGUAAUGAAUUGAAGGUAUAUAUUUUUUAAAGGGUGUCAGUAGGUUUGGAAAUUCUUCCGGACAAAAAAAUUUGUCCCCAGAAAUUCUGGUGGAAAAAAUGGUGUCCCUGCUGAAAAAGUUUGAAUAUCACUGCCUAAGAGAUAAGUAAUGUACUAAAACCACCACACAACAUCCUGAUGGCAAGAGAAAGGUUUGGUUGAAGGCACUGCACUCCCAUCAGCCAAGAAACAAACUGUUACUGUGUGUGUUUGUGUUGCUCAAGUCUCCCGUUUGUCAAUUUCUUUGGAAGUAGUUUGUCAAAGAGCAAACCCAGACCUGUUUCA